Molecule: messenger RNA, 839 nt
Organism: Varroa destructor (honeybee mite)
Lineage: Eukaryota; Metazoa; Arthropoda; Arachnida; Mesostigmata; Varroidae
Product: CXXC motif containing zinc binding protein
Molecular function (GO): zinc ion binding
Source: RefSeq, a predicted model, not a curated record
GCACUCUAGCAGACGGCGCAAAAUAGAUGCGCGCCGGUUUUUGAAGCACAAAACUUGAUACGUAAAGUAUGCUCUGCUUGUAACCGUCACAGUCACCAAUCUGUUUUUUGACUUAGACGCGGAAAAAAUACGAGCACGCUUUAACGUGAUUUGCGAGUGCAAAGUAUCUGGCGAAGACAACGGCCUUCAUCAGUUUGAACCGGGCUUAGCGAGGUUGUCUGGUUUGUUGAUGCGCACAGAGCCGCUACUUGUUUAACAUCAGUAAUAAAUCCAACGGAUUCUUAGGAAGCACAGAAAACAAGCGGCCAUCAUGGUAAAGAUCGGACUCGAACUGUGCGCUUACUUGGAGAAUUUGGAGUCGCUAGCACCGACUGAUGUGGCUUUCGUAUGGUACUUUAAAUUGAAGUGCGGAGCUUGUGGUGAGGUGCACGACAACAUUGUGUCUCUUGAGCAAUCAGAAAAACAGGCUAUUCCGGAUAAACGCGGUAAAGCAAAUCUGGUAAUUAAAUGCAAAUUGUGUCGACGCCAAAACACAAUCGACAUUCUGCCUGACACAAUCAAACCGUACUCCGAUUCCAAUAAGUUCCAAUUAAUUGCUGGCUUCGAGUGUCGAGGCGCUGAGCCUAUCGAUUUCCAUCCCAGCAAUGGUUGGAUAGCGAAAACAGAAAAAGGGAGCACGUUCAAGGAGGUCGACCUCAGUGAAAAGGAGUGGGCCGACUACGAUGAGAAACAGUCACAAACGGUCGGCGUCUAUGAAUUAAAAUGGCAAUUUCGAAGGAUAUAAGUUAAUAUUAUAAUAAUAUAUAUAUAAACAUGGGUAAAUAAACUUUGUUUUUAUA